Chenopodium quinoa (quinoa) is the source of this 1242-nucleotide messenger RNA. Its product is annotated as protein MAIN-LIKE 1-like. The record is from RefSeq and is a predicted model, not a curated record. NCBI's taxonomy places the organism in Eukaryota, Viridiplantae, Streptophyta, Magnoliopsida, Caryophyllales, Amaranthaceae. Bases 1 to 1242 code for a protein of 413 amino acids. The transcript has 2 exons. Gene Ontology annotation, biological process: meristem development; meristem maintenance.
AUGGAGUACAAAUCAGUUGGGUGUUGUUAUUUGUCGCUCCCAUUUUACCGGAUCGAGGGUUCUGGUGCUCGACAUGCAAUAUCACGGCGUCUGAAUGCGUCUGUUAGGAGACAAACAUCUCGAUCUUCACCGCUUCAGCCCAAGCAGCAGCAAUACGGGUGUACUAGUGGUUGGUCGAGAGACCAACAGUCUGGUAGUAGUCGGCCCUUGUACUCUGCAAGUGGAGCACCCAUAUCUGACGAGGAAGAAGAAUGUUCGACUAGUCAUGCUGGUGACCGGGAUGAAGAACAGGACCCUCAGGAUUUCCAUAUGGUAUAUAAGGGUCAGUCUGGGAGAUUUGUUGGUAGUGGAUCGAGUCAGCCUACUUCCAGCUCUGCAGAGGCAUGGUUAGUGCAGGAACCGAUGCCGGGUGGGCCUGAGGAUGGGUCAGUAAUCCCUAGUUUUGGCGGUCACGUGGCACGGUAUAUCUGGAUGGAGCAGGAGCGUAGUGUUUUGCGUUGUUUGAGUAGGACAAAGUUAUGUUCUGACUUGUUCACUUGGCGAGGUCGUCAAUCUGUGGAGGACCUUGCGGCGAUUGAUGCUAGUUGGUUGUCUCACUUGCCCGGCCUGAUGUUUAAGAGACUUGAUUGGCCGUUGAUUUCUGCUUUUGUUGAGAGGUGGCAGCCAGAUACGAACACCUUUCACAUGCCAUUUGGGGAGAUUACGAUCUUGCUGCACGAUGUGUACAACAUACUUGGGUUACGGGUUGCAGGCAAUAUGGUGACCACUACUCCUAGCACAGACGUGUUACGGGACGCGUGCUCGGUCACCAUGGAUAUGACUCCAGAUGAUCUGUCUGAGGUUUGCGGCACAAAGACCAUUUGGCAGGGUAGUGGGGUGUUGACUGAUAAGAUUUUUGAGUCGACAUUGGCGGUUGACCGGGAUUUUAGUGAGCAGCUUGAUGCAUACUUGUGGUUAGUGCUUGGAGGUACACUGUUUGUAGACAAGAGUGGUAACCGUACGCAUCUUUCCUUCCUCCACGAGCUAUGUCACACGGAUGUCCCUAUUAACGAGUAUGCUUGGGGAACAGCUGCACUGGCCUACUUGUAUCGGCAACUGGGCACGGCAUCACGGAAAGGUGCUGAUUCGAUUGCUGGUUGUCUCACGCUUCUGCAAGCGUGGAUUUACGAGUACUUUCCGUGCUUUCGGCCACAGCAGGGUACCUUGACCCGGGACCUUCAAAUGCCUCGUGCGUCUGCUUAG